This is a messenger RNA of Colletotrichum costaricense, 1020 nucleotides long. RefSeq lists its product as uncharacterized. Lineage: Eukaryota; Fungi; Ascomycota; Sordariomycetes; Glomerellales; Glomerellaceae. Bases 1 to 1020 code for a protein of 339 amino acids. The transcript has a single exon. The record is from RefSeq and is a predicted model, not a curated record.
AUGGCUAUUCAAGAUAAACCACAAGCAUCAACGGCGCCGGCUACGAUCAAAGUCGGCGACCGAGCUGGCUGGUUGGAAGCGUUGAGGUCUCAACGGCCCGUCCUCGUACACCUCAAUGCCGAUACCACAUGGCUCAUUCAACUGCCUUAUCCUCCAUCGUCGGUCCCGCCUGCUGGUCGAAAGCAUUUUAAUGUUCUCAUCGACCCGUGGCUGCAAGGUCCGCAGUCCGACGUCGCGUCAUGGUUCUCCACACAGUGGCAUGUCGUCGAACCUAGCCUGAAAACUAUGGACCAACUCAAUUCAAUUCUUGCAGGCUUUGAAGACGGCUCCGAAACCCCAAAGGUCACUGACAGAUCAUAUAUCGACGUCGUGGCUAUUUCGCAUGAGUUCACCGAUCACUGUCACCAAGCGACUCUAGAAGAACUUCCAAAGUCAACGCCAGUGUUUGCUACUGAUAAAGCUGCUGACCUCAUCCGCUCAUGGAGUCACUUUUCUUCCGUCACCACUACCCCUGGAUUCUCCUCCGAAACAAAAGAUUGGAAGUCUGAUCUUAGCAUUUCCGGCCUCCCGCCAUGGGUCGGAAUUGGGCGCGUCAUCACGGAAGGAAACGCCCUGUAUUAUCAUUCGGCCAUUAUGAUUGCCUUUGACUCGGAAACACCGGAGACAAUAUUGUACUCUCCUCACGGUAUACAAGCAACAGAUCUAGAGUGCAUUCGCAAGUCCGGCUUCUCAACACUCGCUUUACUUCAUGGCCUCCACGACGUCCGCAUCUGGAUGACGAAACAGUUAAACUUGGGAGCUCUGAAUGGUAUCCAAGCUGUGGCUGAGACUGGAGCUCGGUAUUGGGUUGCGACACACGAUGAGGCAAAGGAGGGCGGUGGGAUCAUCGCACCACUGCUUAUGCGUACGCAAUAUACUCUUAAACAGGCUGUCGAGGCUGAAGAGGCAAGGAUGAAUGGCAAAGUUCCAGAAUACGAUUUCGUUGAGCUUGGCUCAGGGGAUGGACUGGUUUUGCAGUGA